AUGAACGUGAAAACUGUGCUCGUCCUCCUCGGUCUGGCGUUAGCCACGAUAUUCGCUUUGGUCUGCUUGUUGCUGACCAGAGGAAGGGCGCCCAGCACCUGCCAGCACCUGCCUGUGGAGCAGGAGGACACCGAGGAUGGCCAGAGCCUGGUCUUUGCUGACCUGACACCCGAGGAGAUGGCGCAAGUGGUGCGGUACCUGCAGGGAAACCUCGGGGUGCAGCUGGUUGAUGCCUCGCGUGCCAAACCCUCGGACAACUGCAUCGCCUCCGUGGACCUGCAGGUCCCUGCCAAGGCAGAGGUGCUGCGGUUCCUGGACGGCGGGGGGGCUCGUCCCGCCCGAGAGGCACUGGCUGUGCUGUACUUUGGGAACCAGCCAGAGCCCAAUGUCACCGAGUACGUGGUGGGUCCUCUGCCAAUGCCGGCGUACCACCGGGAUGUGACGGUGCAGAAGUACGGGGGGAAGGUGCCAUACCACCGCAGACCUGUUACUGGCAAGGAGUACAUGGAUAUCAACACCCUCAUCCGGAGGGAGCUGAAAAAGGCGCCGCAAUUCCUCACCACAUGCUGCGAGUCUGACGGGACCGACCUGGCCAUCCUCACCACGGCCCCACGGGGCUUCAAGUCUGGUGACCGCACAACCUGGUUUGUCCUUUUCCACAACGUGGCUGGCACUGGCUACUACCUGUCACCAGUGGGGCUGGAGGUGCUGGUGGAGCACAGGGACCUCCACGCCUCCCGUUGGCAGCUGCGCAAAGUCUUCUACAACGGCCAGUACUUUGCCAGCACAGAGGAUCUGGAGCAGGAGUUUCUGGCUGGCACACUGGAGGUCGUCAGGCUCAAGAAGCCCCAGGCUGAUGCAGUGCUGGGCUCAAUGAGGCCCCGCUACCCACCCGACUCCCUGGGUCCGCUGCAGUUUGAGCCUCAGGGUCCCCGCUACAGCGUCAGGGGCAAUCGCGUCACCUACCAGGGCUGGAGCAUCACCUUUGGCAUGAACCCCAACUCUGGCCCACGCCUCUUUGACAUCAGGUACCGGAGGGAGAGGAUUGUCUAUGAGUUGAGUCUCCAGGAAGCCUUAGCCCUGUAUGGCUCCAACUGCCCUGGGGGCAUGUCCACCCGCUACCUUGACGGGAGCUUUGGCAUCGGCAGGUUUGCCUACGAGCUGGUCCAGGGCGUCGACUGCCCCUACACAGCGACCUAUGUGGACCGGCACUACCUGGCAGAGUCAGACACUCCCAAGACCAACCAAAACUCACUCUGCAUUUUUGAGCACGACUCUGCCCUCCCUCUGCGGCGCCACUUCUCUGACUCGCAGUCCUUUUACUAUGGUGGGCUGCGGAAAAACACGCUGGUCAUCCGUACCAUCUCCACGCUCGUCAACUACGACUACAUCUGGGACUUCAUGUUCCACGGCAGUGGGGCCAUGGAGGUCCGUGUGCAUGCUACUGGCUACAUUAGCACCUCCUUCCUCCAUGGCCAAGGCACUAACUAUGGCAACAGGGUUGGGCCCCACACGCUGGGAACGAUGCACUUCCACCACAUGCACUACAAGGUGGACCUCGAUGUCGACGGGCAGCUGAACUUCCUGGAGACCCAGGACAUGGAGUAUGAGAUUAUCAAAGAUCCCUGGAGCACGCAGAACACCAUCGAGCGUCCGUACCUCCGCAGGAAAAGGCUGGAGAGGGAGGAUGAGGCAGCAUUCCCGCUCAAUGCCCCCCUGCCCCGCUACCUCUCCUUUGCCAGCCCCAAUCCCAACAAGUGGGGGCACCCACGCAGCUACCGGAUCCAGAUCAUCAGCUUUGCUGGGAAGCACCUGCCCAUCAACAGCUCCAUGGAGCGGUCUGUCAGCUGGGGCAGGUACCAGCUGGCUGUCACCCAGCGGAAGGAGGAGGAGCCCACCAGCACCAGCAUCUACAACCAGAAUGACCCCUGGACGCCCACCAUCGCCUUCGCCGACUUCAUCAACAACGAGACCAUCACCAACAAGGACCUGGUCGCCUGGAUCUCCGUGGGGUUCCUGCAUGUCCCCCAUGCUGAAGACGUCCCCAACACGGUGGCCGUGGGGAACAGUGUUGGCUUUUUCCUGAGGCCCUACAACUACUUCAACGAGGACCCCUCAGUGGACUCACCUGGCAGUGUGUACUUCAGCAGUGAGCAGGACACCAGGGCAUGCGGGGCCAACCCCCUCGCCUGCCUGCCCUCCACUGCUGCAUGUGCCCCCCACCUUCCCCUCUUCCACUUUGGGGGCUUCCUCAACGUCAGCCUGGCACCGCCAUUUGGUGGGGUGUGA
Molecule: messenger RNA, 2289 nt
Organism: Manacus vitellinus (golden-collared manakin)
Lineage: Eukaryota; Metazoa; Chordata; Aves; Passeriformes; Pipridae
Product: membrane primary amine oxidase
Exons: 4
Coding region: 1-2289 (762 amino acids)
Biological process (GO): amine metabolic process
Cellular component (GO): plasma membrane
Molecular function (GO): primary methylamine oxidase activity; copper ion binding; quinone binding
Source: RefSeq, a predicted model, not a curated record